AUGACCAGCGUUGACGGUGUUCAACUCAGACAAACGUGGAACGCUGCUCUUGACAAUGCGCAGACCCAGCUCCAGUCACUGUUGACCUCGGCGACUUCGCCUUUAUGGCGGAGGGUCCCUUCAGCCGCGCCAGAGACGGCGCAAGACGGGUCUUCAACAGCUCAAGAAGAAUCUCAUGUUAUUAUUCACAAACGACCGAGCAAGCAAGGCGAGAUAUUCCGACUUAUCCUGGACAUUCCAGUCGAUGGCUUCUCAAUCGCCGCCUGGAAAGCAGUCCUGGCUACACCCGAAAUGAGACAUGAAUGGGAUCCAGCAGCUGAGAGCUCUCAGUUGCUCGAACUGCUCGAGGUAGAUGUACGAGUCGUCAAGACAGACUUUACAUUGGGCUGGCCAGCAGCUCCUCGUGACGCCGUCACGAUUUCUCGAACACUAAGCGACGGAUCUACAUUACUCGAUGUAACAACCUCGCUGCCAAGGUCCCCAGACGAGCCGCCCUAUUUACGGCCAACACCCCCAUACGUUCGAUCCCAUGUGCAUUUAUUUGCCUGGGUCAUCCAACAGGUUCCUUCACCAGCAGGCGCCAACAUUCGCCUCACUUGCUUUUGGCAACACGAUCUGAAAGCCGUUUGGGAUACGGUACUCGAAUUCCCUUGCUACAAGGUUAUGGACUUGGCGUUGGAAUGGAAAGAAUGGCUUUCGACGUUGGCAAGACAAUCUCUCACUGUGGAAUACUCGAUUCUCCACGAAGAGGAAGGGGAUGAUCUGCUGCAAGGAGCUCCCCGUGGCAUGGACGAAGUCCUAGCCAGGAAGGAAAAGAGACGAUUGGAGAAAAGCUUGGAGUUUGUCCUUCCAAAGCAAACGGGCUGGGACAUACAACUUCUGAUACGAGCGUCGUCUGCUAUGGCUGCCUCGUCACCUUGGGCAGUUAAAGCCUAUAGCGACAAGGACGGCUUUCUGGACCCGGAUCAGCUCCUUUUGCGCGCACGGCAUUCUCUUCCUUCAUCUAUGCAUGCUGUAAUCAAGGUCAAACUGGUCAUUGAGGCAGCUGGCGGGACUGCAGGAAACCUUCGGUUAAAUGGCGUACCCCUAGUCGUGGAAGAUCUUGAACUUAGAGAUCCUACGCCUCUCACCAUUCCGGAACCACUGCUACAGGAUGCAAGCAACGUUGGAGAUAUUUCUUUUCAAUCACCAAGCGGGGCACAGAGCCAAUUCUCUGAUGUCGCAUCUCGUACUAUCUCGGUUCGAGCCAAUGGACGUACGGAAGGAAGCCAAAAGUCCAUUCUCAAGCUCGUCAAACGGAACUAUGUUUACUUUUCCUCUUUGAUACAAGAGCCAGAGAUGAAAUGGAAACCACUUGUGGAGGCGAGAGGUGUCUCUGUCACGCAACUCGAUUCCAUUGACCCUACAUUGGUUGUCUACAAAGCCGAGGCCGUCUUUGUUGGUGUGGGUAUGUGGGAUCUGAUUAGCGUCAUCUCCACACCCGGAGCGACCAUGUACUGGGACAAGAGUUUCGACGGUGCAAACCUGCUAGAAGACGUCAGCGAGCUAAGCCAAUUGUGGCAUCACAAGACAAAAGCAGCAUGGCCAGUCAAUGCUCGAGAAUCCGUUCUACUCAGAAGCACGUAUAAGUCUCCCACAUCGGUCCACAUCUUUUCUUUUUCAACCGACGACAUACAUCUCUUCCCCAGUAUCCCACCGAGUGACCCCAGUGUUAUCCGUACACAAGUCGAUCUGAGAGGAUGGGCCAUCGAGGCAUUGUCACCCACCACGACGCAGGUCACGCUCAUAGAACAGUCUGACCCCAAAGGGUGGUCCAACAAGUCGUCGUUGCCUCAGCAAAUCAUCGCGGCCGUUUCAGGAGUAGGCGAGUUUGUGAUCAAGUCAGGAGGACCACCAGUCCUUAGCCGGCUCGGUGGUGCCCGCGCGUUGAUUAACAGAUACGAUUUCGAAAAGGCCAACUUUCGUCUUGAUUACGAGGUUGACGCUUCGAGAAGAGCUGCCGAUCCUGAGCAAUCGACUCCUGCUCAAUCCAGUAUUGAUUUGACGGAUACCAUUUCCAGUACCCCUCCAUCACGACCAUUCGUCGAGUGUGAACUGCGAUGCGACAUUGAAACAUGGGGUGGUCCCAUCGACGUGGUUGUUGACCCUCCUCCACAAACGGUGUCCUGCCUUCGACGACACCGACUGUCGGAAAACGGAGGUGGCCUCUGGAUCACUAUCGAGCACGAUGCAGACUUUGUUGCUGGGGAACGACUUAAAGUCGUCGUUAGAAAGGGUACAUCUUCAACGGCAAAAGAGAAGAACACCGUGCUCAUCAACGGUGCUAAAACCAAGGUCGAGGUUGAGGAAUUGCCAGAAGCCGAGAUCAAGCAACUUUCAAAACGCAAACGCGUCAAGCCGGUUCGUAUACCUCUGGAUCAACCACCGGUUGUCAGCGCCAUCCGCAGGCGACGCGCGGAAUGGGCUGUGGAUAACGAAGGCGGAGAAAAUGGGGAUGAUAGCUCGUCAAUCAACACGGGACUUCCGAUCCAAACCACGUCUACGUUGACUGGAAAUACAUUCGGCCGACUCAUGUCCAUGGCAUUCUCGCAGGCCACCUCUAGCACGUCCACGGCCAUGUCUGCUGUCGCUAAGCCUUUUGCGCUGACAGAGCAAACAGUACCGACGGCAACCAAAUCGCCCAUGCAGCAUGCCCUCGACGCAAUGGCCUAUCUACGCUCACUGUAUACCCGACCUCCACAGGAAGGUUGGGUACAGGUCGCUGACAACGGCGGGCUAGCUGUUCUUCGAAAGCUCGAGACCGAAGUGUCACGGACGAUCCCCGUUCAUAAAGCAUCAAAGGUCAUCGAGGGAGUCACGGCUGAGGAGGUGAUUCACGCCUUGUCAUUAUACGAUUGCCGGAAGCAGUGGGAUGAUCGUUUUGACUCCGCUGUAGUCCUACAGGACUAUGGAUACGGCUGCCUAACAUCAUUUACUGUUGUCAAGGGGGCUUUUCCGUUCCAGCCACGGGGGUUUUACACCGCAUCGACGCUUGCACGCUCAAGCUCAUCGAUUUCAGCUGGAGACAAGGCCAGUAACCUAUCUUCAAGCUCAAGUAGCAAUGAACAUGCCGUCUACUACCACGCGACUACUUCUUUCAACCCCGAAUCCAUCAAAGACUUCUCGUCGAGAAAGUACAACCCAUCGAACUAUGCAAUAGGGCGCGUACUGGUGAGGGGUUGGAUCUGCGAAACCCUGGACCCGUACACCUCGGAGAACUACGCCAUUCCUUCCACCAGAUGUACGUUUGUGUCAGCGGUGGACUUUGCGGGUGCAGUGCCUGUCGCAUACAACGCAAUGCUUAACGCAUCGCUCCCAAGAGCUAUUUUGCGACUGGAAAGCUAUCUAAAGAGCAGCGUCAACCUCCCCGUCUUUCAUACUCCCAUCAUAGGCAUUGCUGUUGAGCCGACGGAGGGUCCGCAAGAAGGUUGGAGCUUCCAGCGACGAGACGCAGGAUCUAUUGUGGUUGCCCGGCGCUAUGGUCACGAAAAGAAGGAGUAUCAAGCGACAGUAGUCAUCGAUCCGACCUCUGUGCAGUCUAGUAAUCAGGGAACAGACAUCACACCGACACCCAGUCGCCUUAUUCCGCCGGCAUCGCCUCCGAGCCCAACACCAGGGGAAAGCUUUUCAGUCUCACCUCCUGGAGCGUAUGCGCCAAUACACGAUCUGGGACGACCGAAGUCGCCAGAUCGGGCAUCAUUUAGAGAUAUCUCCAUCGGGAGAAGGAACCAGUUCAUAUCUUCAUCCAUGGAACGAAGAAGGCCGGCGCCCAGCUUUUCCGCUUCCUCAUCCCUGGCUCCAAAGGACUACCUUGUCGCUGACCUUGUCGUGGACUCAAAAUUGUACCCGCAAGGAUUUGACAUCCUAGUAUCGCCUGGCUCGAGAGUGCCAGAAGAAUACGCAGAUCUCGCUCAUACUUAUUCUUCAGGAGAAGGCCCAUUCCCUCUCAACAUUAUUGUUUACGCUCUCUCAAAUAGUUUGUAUCGUAGCUCGUAUUCCGAACGCUCUGGGUCUCGAUACCUGGUUCGGUUGUCUCUUCCGACGGCAAGAUUUGAAGGCGCACCACUCGAAGAUCCUUUGACUGGCCAAAUACGCAGUCCACCACCACGUCCAUCAUGGUUACUGGAGAUUAUGGAAAAGGGUGCAACUAUGGAUAUCUCCCUUCUACCAUCAGAUGUAACGGCAAGUUCUCCAACCUCUCAGGCCAAUGGUUUCAAAGUGACCCACAACGGGCAACCCGUCGAUAUUAUCAGCGAGAGGAAGGCUCUAACAAUGCUAGGAAAGGACGGAAGUGACCUCUCCCUGACGAUGCCAUGGGUUCUAAGAUCCGACGAUGCGACCUUUCCAAAAGAGUUGAUGACACCAAUCGCAGUUGCGAAGCAAUAUUUGGUCGAACCCGUUCCGGAGCCACCUGGGCAAACAGAACCGGAAUCUAUCGUAGAGGCAAAUCAGAAGUCGGAAUCUGUCCCAACGGAGAUACCCCGUGAAGUUCCUCCGACGCCUCGACCAGGACUCGGGUCCAUCUUCAAUACCUAUGCCUCAUGGUGGCCGAAGAAAGUCUCGACGAUACCCACUCCACCUGCUUCUGGUUCUCUAGUUGACUCAGACCCCGAAGGCAAGACCAAGUUGCAAGUAUCGAGCGUUCUUGAGUCAACCAACGGUAGCGCAAUCACGAUGACAGGCAAAAGACCGCGAGGUCUCCCGCUGCACAUCGUAUUCGUCGUAGCAGUUAUUUGCUUUUUGCUUGGAUCGCUUGUGCGGUCCAUAUUGUCGCCUACCGAUUUCAUUAUCAUCAAAGGUCCGGAAGAGUUGGUCGACUUUGAUGAGCGUCAAUGGAGACGCUUCUCACGCCUCGUCGAAUUCAAAUGGAUCUGGCGAGGAAAUGAUCUAAUUAUUGGCAUAGCUCAUGCAUAG
Serendipita indica DSM 11827 is the source of this 4953-nucleotide messenger RNA. The record is from the annotation of a GenBank genome assembly. NCBI's taxonomy places the organism in Eukaryota, Fungi, Basidiomycota, Agaricomycetes, Sebacinales, Serendipitaceae.